This is a messenger RNA of Cherax quadricarinatus, 1868 nucleotides long. Its product is annotated as beta-1,4-galactosyltransferase 4. NCBI's taxonomy places the organism in Eukaryota, Metazoa, Arthropoda, Malacostraca, Decapoda, Parastacidae. Gene Ontology annotation, cellular component: Golgi apparatus. The record is from RefSeq and is a predicted model, not a curated record. Gene Ontology annotation, molecular function: galactosyltransferase activity; N-acetyl-beta-glucosaminyl-derivative 4-beta-N-acetylgalactosaminyltransferase activity. Gene Ontology annotation, biological process: carbohydrate metabolic process; glycosphingolipid biosynthetic process.
AUAUGGUGUGGUUGGCAGCACUGGUGAUGGUGGUGGGAGCGGCUGGUCUUAUAUUGUCUUAUUUUGGCUGUUUUGUCCACCUAGCUCAUCAGGAAGCUGUAAACUAGUACUUGCUAGCUGUAGUGUGGAUGAAGAGUGGAGAGAGGGUUGAUUUGGGCCUACUGCGCUGAGGUGGAUGACUGGUUUUUGUGCUGAUGUGGAUGAGUGUAUUAUGAUGGCUGACAGAGAGAAGCUAGUAAAAUAUGAACAUUUCGUAAACAAUGUUUUAAGGGAAGAUUUAAGAAUUCUGUUGGAGGAUCGUGAAAAGUUGUACGAAAACAUAGCUGCACUCUCCCAGCUUAAACAGAUCAUAAUUUGCAUUAGUGAAGACCCGCAUGAGGAAGGGUUACGUACACAAGUUGAUCUCGGCUCCAACUUUUAUAUUCAGGCCCAUGUGCCAGAUGUGUCACGCAUAUAUGUGAAUGUUGGCUUAGGCUUUCACAUUGAAUUCACAUUAAAGGAAGCACUGACAUUUAUAGAUAAGAAACUUGGAAUUUUGAAUGAAAAAUUGUCUGAAUCCUCAAAAAAAUCUGCAAAAAUUAAAGGGCAAAUCAGAUUAUGUUAUGAGGCAAUUGGAGAAUUACAAGCACUUGACAAAACUAAGCUCACCUUGAUAUGCAAGAUGAAGGUGAAUAAGAGGGAUGUUCCUUUAAAAGCUGUAAAUAUUAAUAUAACAAAGGUUUGGAUCAUAUCUGUUUUUGCUAAUUUUAUACUUUGGUUACUGCCUAUAUUUUUUGGAAAGUAUACUGAUGUGUUAUUUCCUUAUAUUGCCCAUAAUGACAUUACACAGGAAUUAGUGGGCCUCAUAGGGCCGACAGAAAAUAAAUUUCGUAUGUGUCCUGUAGUAUCUCCCUAUCUCCAAAACACAUUAAGGCUGCUCGACAACAAUGUAGAUUCACUUGUAGAUGAAGAAAUUUUAAUGAAUAAUGACAUACAGGCUGGUGGUGUAUGGGAACCAAGUGACUGCAACUCAAGGUACCAUGUGGCGUUAAUAAUUCCAUAUCGUAACAGAAGUCAGCAUCUACAGCAGUUCUUAACUUAUAUGCACCCAUUCCUCGUAAGACAACAGUUGAAAUACAGAAUUGUAGUUGUGGAGCAGGCAGAAGGUGUUGCCUUUAACCGUGCUAAGUUGUUCAACAUCGGCUUUGUAGAGACACUGAAACUAUCUAAGGCAGACUGUUUUAUAUUUCAUGAUGUUGAUCUCUUGCCACAAAAUGACUAUAACAUAUAUGCCUGCACUCAUCACCCAAGACACAUGUACUCAGCUGUUGAUACUCUAAGAUAUCAUCUUCCAUACCGCAGGCUGUUUGGAGGAGCAGUUGCCAUGCAGCAAGUUCAUUUUAAAAAAGUCAAUGGUUUUAGCAAUAAAUUUUAUGGCUGGGGAGCUGAAGAUGAUGACAUGUAUAAUAGAAUUGAACAAGUAGGGCUAUCUGUUAUUCGCUUUGAUCCAAGAGUAGCAUCUUAUGUUAUGCUGUCUCACUCCAGUGUUUGGAGAACUGAAGGUCGUCUUGAGAAGCUUCAAGAUAACAAAGAUGAUAGUGAAGAUGGUUUGUCAAGCCUAUCAUAUCAUGUUUUGGAUAAAAAAGAAAGAUCACUUUAUACAUGGUUCCUAGUUUCUUGUUAAUUUUUAUAUUAUUGUGACUGUAAUUGAUGAUUAUGAAAUUAAUUGAUUUGACCUUUUUUGUAUUGGUGAAUGUACUGUGUAUAAAAAUUUUAGCCAUAGAUAUACAGUACUAUAGUUUCUAAAAUCAGCAAAUUGUAAUGGCUUUUAACAUCAGUGUACUAAUGGCAAGUUUAACAGAAUUUAAUAAAAUGAUUAUAUAAAUUUA